AUGGUUUUUAAUAUGGUAUCGAGUAUGCUCAAAAUGUACUUUGACGAAAAUGCCGCCAGAAACAUUAAUCAAAAUAUUUUGUUGGAUCUGUUGCAUUUCAUUAAAAACGCUAUAAUUUGUUACAAUGACCAAGUUGAACUGUUUAUCAAAGCUAGAGGAAUAGAACACAUAUUGAACGCCUUAACCAUUUCAAAAUAUCCCAUGCAGCUAGUAAUGCUGUCGACACUCGUGGAUUUGGUUGUAUUCAAAUCAGCCAAAUGUCGUAUUAAGAAGUGGAAAUCCACCAAGACAGGAAAAGGUUAUUUGGAAUUGGUGUGCGAGAUUUGGAGACGAGAAUUAGUCCGGUUUAACUUCAUAGAUGACGAAUUCAUAUUCCAGGAGCAACGGGACGCUACCACGGCGACAAACUUAGCCAGCCUCUGCAGUCCGACAGUGGAGUCCAUGUUCCUGUGCGCUCAGCCGAAGAUUUAUUUGCUCGUGCAAUUGGUCGAGUUUGCCGGGUUGGAAAAUUCUCGGCUGCACGAAAGGUCCCGGGACGAGCCCGACAACGAUAUCGAGGAAAGCACGAUUCGGGCUUGUGGUCUGGUGUCCGGUCUCCAGGAUAAAGCCAUCGUGGCGCACAUUUAUCACUAUUAUUCGUUGAAAGUCGGAGAGGUCUGGAACGAAAACUAUAUCGUCGCGACCACCGGUAACGUCGACGGCGUGGAGUUGUCACCCGCCAUAUCGCAGUCAGCCGAUGCCAUGGCAGUCCGGCAAGCGUACUUAAUCGCGUUGAUCACAAUGAUCAAAAGUCGUGUCACUGAACUGCACGUGGGCAAGUCGGUAAGUCAUAGAUGUUACAAUAUUUUUGUGCAAUAA
This is a messenger RNA of Rhopalosiphum padi (bird cherry-oat aphid), 858 nucleotides long. RefSeq lists its product as uncharacterized. Bases 1 to 858 code for a protein of 285 amino acids. Lineage: Eukaryota; Metazoa; Arthropoda; Insecta; Hemiptera; Aphididae. The transcript has 4 exons. The record is from RefSeq and is a predicted model, not a curated record.